AUGGCCUAUUUCGAUAAUUAAACAAGCAAAGGAGAGCUAUACGAUUUGGAGCAGGAAUUAAAUUCUGAUGAAUUUGAAACAAAAUUGUAUGCCGUCAAGAAAAUUAUAGCAAAUAUGACAGUCGGAAAAGAUGUUUCACCUCUAUUCCAAUCUGUCUUAAAAUGCCUUUAAUACCCUGAUAUCUAGUUAAAAAAAUUGGUCUAUUUGUAUAUUAUCAAUUACUCUCGUGACAAGCCUGAUGAUUCAAUUAUGGUUGUCAAUCUUUUUAGAAAAGAUAUGGAAAAUAAAGGAAAUCCUUUGUUAAGAGCAUUAGCAGUUAGGACUAUUGGUUGUUUGAGAGUGCACAAAUUAAAUGAAUAUUUAGUUUCUCCUCUCAAAAAUUGUUUAGAAGAUGUAGAACCCUAUGUCAGAAAAACAGCUGCUUUGUGUGUACCUAAAGUCUAUGAAGUUUCCCCUUAGUUAAUAGAAGAAGCUGGGUUAAUAGCUAUGAUGCAAUAAUUGUUAAAUACAGAAUCAAAUGGUUUAGUUUUAGCAAAUCUUCUAUUGUCAUUAUAAGAAAUAUCAUAUAUGAAGGGACAGUUAAUACCAACAAUAAACUCAGAUAAUUUGAAGAAGCUGCUUGUUGCUAUUAAUGAAUGCGCAGAAUGGGGUUAGAUAUCUAUUUUAGAUUAGCUUGCAGACUACUAAGCAGCAAAUGACCAAGAAGCAGAAUUGAUUAUAGAAAGAGUUCUUCCAAGAUUAAAUCAUAUUAAUCCUGCAGUAGUUUUAAGCACUAUCAAGGUUGUUUUAAGAUUCCUUGAAUAUAUCACUAAAAAUGAAUUAGUUGACAGUAUUUUAAAGAAACUCUCUCCAUCUUUAGUUUCCCUUUUGAAUUGGGAUAAGCCCGAAGUCAAAUAUGUUAUUCUAAAAUCCAUUUUGCACAUUCUCCAAAAGAGACCUAAUAUUAUGGAUCAAAAGUUGAAAUCCUUUUUCUGCUUUUUCAAUGAACCUUACUAUGUGAAAAACGAGAAAUUGGAAGUAUUAGUCAAAAUAUGUAAUGAGAAGAAUUUAGAUGAUUUAUUGAAUGAAUUAAGUGCCUAUGUUGCAGAAUCUGAUACUGAAUUCGUUAAAAGAUCUAUUAAAGCUCUUGGAAGUAUUGCAGUUAGAUAUGAUUAAGCUUGUGAUAAGGCAUUCUAAAUUAUUGUAGAAGUCAUUAAAAACAUCCAAUCAAGUUAAAAUGUACACUCUUGCUCUGAAUAUAUUCAAGAAAUUUUUAUUACUCUUCAGAAGAUCUUCCGUAAAUAUAGAGUCAUAAAUCCUAAAAAUAGAGAUACGAUGAAACUCAUAACACCUUUAAUCAGUGAGACUUAUGAUCCAAGAUCUAAGGCUUCAGCUGCAUGGAUAGUUGGAGAAUAUGCAGAGUAUAUCGAUGACUCUCUUUAAAUUAUUUAAAAGAUGGCAGAAAACUUUUCUUAAGAAGAAAGACUCGUCUAGUUAGAAAUUUUGACUGCAUCAGUUAAAAUUUUUGUUAAAUAUCCAUAAGAUUCUUAAUAACUUAUCAUUCAUCUUCUUUAAGUAGCAGCUGAAGACAAUUAAAAUCCUGAUGUUAGAGAUAGAGCUUACAUGUACUGGAGAAUGUUAGCUACAGAUCCUAAGAAGACCUAAGACACUGUUUUAUGCAACAAGCCUAAAAUAGAAGAACUAAAGAUUGUUACUGAUCCUGAAUUCAUUGAAAAAAUGAUUUUAACUUUAGGUUGUGUAAGUUCAAUUUUCUCUAAAGUGCCAGAAGAAAUGUUCAAGCAUGAAUCGAUAAUGAGAAGAAAACCUAUUAUUAUCAACAUUGAAAAUCUCAAGAAAGAAAUAAGUUAAAAGAAUAAUACAAGCAGUAUUUCAUCAGAAAAAAGCAAUGAAGCAAAAGCUCCAAGCUCUUAAGGAAAUAUUGAUCUUUUAGAUGUAGGUGAUCAUCAACCAUAAACAACUCCUGAAAUUGCUUAGCCUGAAUUAAAAACUUCUAAAACAUAAGAUUUGAUUGAUUUAAUUGAUGCAAAUGACAAUGUUGCUCCUGUUUAACAAAUUCCAAAUUAAAUAAGCAGUCCAACAUAAUAAUAAAGUGGAUUAGAUUUAUACAACAUGUCUGGAAUUUAGUUUUAACAACCUACAACUACUAUCACUUCUCAACCUGCUCCACCUAUUUAAAUUUAACCUCUAGGUGGAUAAUCAGUUGAAGUUGAUAUGUUUGGAGAUCCUAUCAUUCCUUCUUAACAACCAUAAAUUGAAUCAUUUACUGAAGUACCUGCAGAAGAAGUACUCAAAUAAGACGUGAAGGGUAAUGCUGGUUAGAGUGGAUUAAGCGUAAAGGCUAACUUUAUAAAUGAAAAUAAUACAGUUUACUUAAAUUUAGUUAUCACAAAUCAUACACAAGUUGCAAUAAGCAAUUUCCUAUUGUAAAUGAGAUAAAACUACUUUGGAUUUAAGCCAGAAGCCUUCCCUAAUGUUUCAUUAAAUCCUCUAACAACUUAAGCUUUUAAAAUAAAAAUUAACAAUUCAGGAAAUAAAGAUCCAAAUCCUCCUUCUAUUCCACUUCUUUUUACAGUUGGAUUAAAAUGUAGUUUGGAUGUUUUCUUAUUCUAAGUCCCAUGUUUAUAUCACAUUUUUAUGUUGCCAGAUGGCGAAUUAACUAAAGAAGAUUUCAAAAAGUUUUGGAUGGGCUAACCAGAAUUAUCUUUUGAAGUAAAAAACAAUUUCAAUAAAAACUAUUAUCAAGAAAAUGUAAUUAAAGCUCAUUUGAAAAGAAAUAAUAUAUUCCAUGUUGCAACUCGUCCAUCUCCUUCAGGACAAGGAACUUUCUUCUUUUCUUGUAAAACUGGAGAAGAUUUUAUAUUUUGUAUAGAAAUUAGCUAUGUAAGCGAUACUUCUUGUAAAGUUAUAUGUAAGUCGAAACAUUAGAACUUUAUCCCUCUUGUUCUUUAGCUUUUCAACUUCUUACUUACAAGAUAAUGA
Messenger RNA from Tetrahymena thermophila SB210, 2979 nucleotides. RefSeq names its product adaptin amine-terminal region family protein. The transcript has 13 exons. Gene Ontology annotation, biological process: intracellular protein transport; vesicle-mediated transport. Gene Ontology annotation, cellular component: membrane coat; clathrin adaptor complex. The record is from RefSeq and is a predicted model, not a curated record. NCBI's taxonomy places the organism in Eukaryota, Ciliophora, Oligohymenophorea, Hymenostomatida, Tetrahymenidae.